AUGGUGAACGUGCCGAAAUCCAAGAAGACGUUCUGCAAGGGGUGCAAGAAGCACUCCGCGCACAAGGUGACGCAGUACAAGACGGGCAAGGCGAGCCUCUACGCGCAAGGGAAGCGUCGUUACGACCGCAAGCAGUCUGGGUACGGUGGCCAAACCAAGCCGGUGUUCCACAAGAAGGCUAAGACGACGAAGAAGAUCGUCCUUCGUCUCCAGUGCGCCACGUGCAAGCAAGCUCACAUGCAUCCGAUCAAGCGCUGCAAGACGUUCGAAAUCGGUGGUGAUCAAAAGAAGAACAAGACGUCUAUGUACUAA
Ostreococcus tauri is the source of this 312-nucleotide messenger RNA. Its product is annotated as Ribosomal protein, zinc-binding domain. Gene Ontology annotation, cellular component: ribosome; cytosolic large ribosomal subunit. The record is from RefSeq and is a predicted model, not a curated record. Gene Ontology annotation, molecular function: structural constituent of ribosome. Bases 1 to 312 code for a protein of 103 amino acids. Gene Ontology annotation, biological process: translation. Lineage: Eukaryota; Viridiplantae; Chlorophyta; Mamiellophyceae; Mamiellales; Bathycoccaceae. The transcript has 3 exons.